AUGGUUGACUUGGAGAUGUGGAAAAAGACCCUAACUGUCUGGGAGUCUCUGAAAGAGCUGCUGAACCUCCUUAACCAGGAUCGGCCACAUGGUUGGGGUGCCACUAUUGAGGUCCUUGUGUUUCUUUUCUGGCUGGCAAGUGGAGCAUCCUACAGAGUUGUUUCCAGAGUGUUUGUUAUUCCUCGCUCCACUGUUCACCACAUCGUCCACAGGGUCACAGAGGAGGUGGUGGCUAUUCGCCAUCAGGUUAUCCAUCUCCCUCGGACUCCUGAAGACCUAGAUGUCCUGUCUCAUGGGUUUGCAGGGCUGGCAAGACACAGAGCCUUUUUAAAGGCUGCUGGUGCAAUUGACGGCUGCCAUGUCUGCAUCAAGCCUCCCAGCGGCCCUGAUGGUCAUUGCUACAGAAACAGGAAAUUGUUCCCAUCCAUACUCCUGCAGGCAUUUUCUGACCAUCAGGGCCGCUUCAUCGAUACAUAUGUGGGCUGGCCUGGGUCAGUGCAUGACUCCAGGGUGCUACGCAACAUCCCACUGUACCGGCAGGCCAUUUACCCUCCUCCGGGGCAUUUCAUCUUAGCAGAUGGAGGGUACCCAUGUCUCCAGCAUCCACUUCCCCUCAUCACUCCAUACAAGAGGCCAGUUCAAGGUGUGGGAGCCCAGCGCUUCAACUCCUAUCAUUCCAGGGCACGCUCUAUUAUAGAGCGUGCUUUUGGAAUGAUGAAGACGAGGUUCCGGGCCAUCUUCCUUCAAGUGCUGGAGGUGCACCACACCUUUGUACCACAUGUCAUAACAGCAUGUGCUGUCCUACACAACAUCUGCCUCGGUGCUGGUGACACUAUGGACCUGGAGGAUGCACCUGAGGAUGAUGUGCAAGAUGAGGGGGAGAUGGGUUUGGAGGCAGUCAGUGGUGCUCCCUGGCGGGACCAGCUAUCUGCUGAGGUGUCUGCCCUGGAGGAUCUAACCCCAAGACCAUGA
Oreochromis aureus is the source of this 972-nucleotide messenger RNA. RefSeq names its product protein ALP1-like. The record is from RefSeq and is a predicted model, not a curated record. The transcript is spliced from 3 exons. NCBI's taxonomy places the organism in Eukaryota, Metazoa, Chordata, Actinopteri, Cichliformes, Cichlidae. Bases 1 to 972 code for a protein of 323 amino acids.